Messenger RNA from Colletotrichum orchidophilum, 1296 nucleotides. RefSeq lists its product as uncharacterized. The transcript is spliced from 3 exons. NCBI's taxonomy places the organism in Eukaryota, Fungi, Ascomycota, Sordariomycetes, Glomerellales, Glomerellaceae. The record is from RefSeq and is a predicted model, not a curated record. The coding region runs from base 1 to 1296 and encodes 431 amino acids.
AUGCAGAACCUGCCCGAGCUCGGACACCUCCACCAAGCCAUUGAGAGCCUACGUGCGGAAACCAAAACAGCCAACGAGAACACCACCCGCGAAACGAGAACCAUCAGGAUCGCGGUGCAGCAGGACAUGGUCGAACUCGAGGAGAACACCAAUGCCACGCGCGCGGCCAACGCGGCCGCCAAGGAGGCUCAGAAAGCCAGCGAGCUGGCGGUCAAGGUCGUAAAGGAUAUGAAAGCACUGGAGCCGAUGAAUCAGGGGAACACCGCGCAGUCAUCCCGACUCACGGAGCUCCUGCCGGCUUUCGGCCUUCGCAGAGCUGGCCCAUGCCAUUUUCUCCUCGCCCAUUACCAACAGUGCACUUUCGUCUCGGCGCCGGAUGAAUUUCACCCCUACACCAACAUCCACAAUGAUAUCGUCGCCUUCUUGCGCAUUUCCGCGCGACAACAAUCGACCACGCUGCCUUUUGCCUUCGUCCGCGAAUCUAUUUCUCGCCUAGAAACGAAAACCGACCGUCUCGAAGAGAAGACCAACCGCCUUGAAGCUGAGAUGCGCCAGUUGCACGCCUACACUCGAAAUAAUGCUUUAAAGAAUCCCACUUUGCCUAUCCGGCCCGUCGUCGUGUACAACCCUGAGCAGGGCAUUAUCGAACCAAAACUCACCCACUUCCCUCGAAACGCGAACGAAUUUUACUCUCUGAGAGACCCGCCACCGGAUCGUCACCGCUCCAUGUUGGCCUACCUCGCCGUCUUCUACGACGUUCAGUUGAGGACUACCGACGACUCAGAGGGGGAAAGCAGCGAAGACGAAGUUCUCCUGGACCGGCCCGAUCUAAUAGUGGAGAAGCUGGAAGGCAUACUCGGAUUGAACGAGGACAAGUUCAUCAAGUUCAGACAGAGAGCCCGGGAAAUAGGAGCACGACCACCAUCCAAACCUAUCAAACGUUCUCAGGUUGUGUUACCUGCUACGUAUUUUCCGCCGGAUCCCCGCCGACCGAGGCUGGAUUUGCGUUCAGGAGGUGCAAGAGCUGAGCAGCAAGCGAAUCGCGACGCUGACAGUGCAUCAUCUGAGGGUCUGACAAAUGCUCGGAUCGGUUGGGGAAGCCGAUCGACUCCUUCAUCGCAACGACUUCGAAUUUUGUAUUCUCCUGAAGAACUUGCUCACACAGCCCGACCACGCAAGCGGAGCCCAAAGCCAUCGAAAGACGAGCGAUCGAGAUCAAUCUCUGACAUGUCAGAGUCCGAACCAACAGAUAGCAGUAGCCAGACCAGAGCAUUUACAAAUCCACGCUCACAAUAA